UUUUGUUUUGCAGUUGAGUCUCAAGGCACCGGUAGGUGGCGGUGUGCGCGUACACUGCCCGAGCCGCAUUGAGUAGAAGAAGAAGAGUUCUUCAGCCGGCAGCAGCCGCGCGCAGUGUGUAGACCAUGCCAGGAAGAGCAGGGGGACUCGGCGGGUUUGCUCAGAUAACGGACUGUUUGUACAUCGGCAACGGCAAAACAGCAAACGACUCUUCGGUCAUAAGCUCUCUCAAAAUCACAUGUAUUAUUAAUGCAACUCAGGACAUAAACUCAAACAUUCCCACUAUUGAUUAUAUGCACGUGUCUGUCUCUGAUGAUCCUGAAUCCAGACUCACUGACCAUUUUGACACUGUUGCUGAUAAGAUACAUCAGGUUACUGAAGAACAUGGACGCGUCCUGGUUCACUGUAACGCAGGCGUCAGUCGCUCCGCCACGCUGUGUCUGGCAUACCUGAUGAAACACCGCCGUAUGACGCUAGCGGAGGCGCACGCGUUGCUCAAAGCUCAGAGACCCAUAGUCAGACCAAACAGCGGCUUCUGGAGUCAGCUGAUAGAGUACGAGCGGAAAUUACAUGGGAAAAAUACAGUCAGUAUGAUAAACUCUCCUGUUGGACACAUUCCAGAUUUAUAUGAGAGAGAAACAAGGGGCUUGAUUCCACUUUAGGAAAUGAAAUAUUUGUGGUUCUUGUUAUUUCAUUCAUAUUUGAAUGAUUUUGAACAUUUUUGUAGAGCGCUUCAACAUUAUAUUUGACUUUAUAAGUUUUUUGUUCUUUAUAAUGUAGUGUUUGUGAUGUAAUGCAAUAAACAACCAGAAGAUGGCAGAAGAAUUCUUAGUUUGGCACAUGUAGAUUGAAGUACAGUGACCCCACAAAAUAUGUGUAAUUAAAAAUACACACUUACAAAUGAAUGUCAUUGCUUUAGAAAACAUUAAACCUAGUAGCAUUCAUUUUAAAGUCACCAUGAAAUAAAAAUUGACCCUUUUUUAUUUUUAAUGUAUGUUGCAGUAUUCAUAAUAAAUGAUUUAUCCGUGCA
Molecule: messenger RNA, 1030 nt
Organism: Ctenopharyngodon idella (grass carp)
Lineage: Eukaryota; Metazoa; Chordata; Actinopteri; Cypriniformes; Xenocyprididae
Exons: 2
Coding region: 126-662 (178 amino acids)
Biological process (GO): protein dephosphorylation
Molecular function (GO): MAP kinase tyrosine/serine/threonine phosphatase activity
Source: RefSeq, a predicted model, not a curated record